AUGUUUUAUUCCUUUUUUUAUAUCCUUUCAUUAGCAACGUUAGCCACAGCAUCUAACAUCGCCGUAUACUGGGGUCAAAAUGCUGGAUCAAACCAACAAUCACUUGGAUCAUACUGUUCUUCUACUUCUGCUGACAUUGUUAUUCUUUCAUUCCUUAAUGGGUUCCCAAAUCUUCUGUUGAAUUUUGCUAACCAAUGUUCAACUUCUUUCAGUAGUGGGCUAUUACAUUGUCCAAAUAUUGGGGCAGAUAUUAAAUCAUGUCAACUGCAAGGCAAAACCGUUUUACUUUCCCUUGGAGGAGCAACUGGGAAUUAUGGGUUCUCAAGUGAUUCUGAUGCUGUUUCUUUUGCUACUGAUUUAUGGAAUAGAUUUGGUGGUGGAACUUCAAACGAAAGACCUUUUGAUGAUGCCAUUGUCGAUGGGUUUGAUUUUGAUAUUGAAAACAAGGAUCAAACUGGGUAUGUUGCUUUAGCUACUAAAUUGAGAGAAUACUUUAGUACUUCCAGUAAGUCAUUCUAUUUAUCUGCAGCUCCCCAAUGUCCAUAUCCUGAUGAGUCGGUUGGAGAUUUGAUGUCACAAGUUGAUUUGGAUUUUGCAUUUAUUCAAUUCUACAACAACUAUUGUUCACUUGAUAAACAAUUCAAUUGGGAUACAUGGUGUCAGUAUGCAAGUGGUAAAAACAUCAAGCUAUACUUGGGUUUGCCUGGUUCUUCAUCAUCUGCUGGUUCAGGUUUUGUUGGCAUUUCAACUGUUCAAAAAGCGUUGGCUAGUAUUAGUGGUGAUUCAUGUUUUGGAGGAAUUUCACUUUGGGACGUUUCUUCAGCCGAGAAUGAUGGAUUCUUGGAUCAAGUGGCUGAAGCAUUAAGUGGCUCAUCAUCUAAUAUUCCAACUACUGAAACUCAACCUACUUCAUCAGUAUAUUAUACAACCAAUGCACCAAACACACCUUCAACUUACUACACAUACAAUUCAGUAGCCUCCCCAACUGAUCAUUCCACAACUACUUCUCAAACUGGUCUAUUUGCCUGGAUAGAUAAUUUGUUUGGUAGUGAUGAUACCUCAGCUUCAGCCGCUACUCAAGUAGUGACACAGUCUAUAGAAACAGAACAACCAACCUCUGCAACUAGUUCAGGUUUUAAUUGGUUUGGUUUGUUUGAUGGAACUACUACCUCAACAACCAUGGCAACUAUAUAUUCUACUGUUCCUGCUGAUCAAACAGUGUAUUUGACACUCACAACAACUGUGUAUCAUCAUGUUACACCUAGUUUAUACCCAAAGAGAGACACGGUUGUUGUCGAAGGCAAAGCUGCAAACUUGAAUGUCCAUUGGUCAGUUUUAUUAGUUAUACCUAUAUUUGUCCUUAUAUGUUCAUAG
This is a messenger RNA of Candida tropicalis MYA-3404, 1374 nucleotides long. It is a transcript of the gene CHT1, whose product is annotated as Cht1p. Gene Ontology annotation, biological process: carbohydrate metabolic process. Bases 1 to 1374 code for a protein of 457 amino acids. Gene Ontology annotation, molecular function: chitinase activity. The transcript has a single exon. NCBI's taxonomy places the organism in Eukaryota, Fungi, Ascomycota, Pichiomycetes, Serinales, Debaryomycetaceae. Gene Ontology annotation, cellular component: extracellular region. The record is from RefSeq and is a predicted model, not a curated record.